Malassezia globosa CBS 7966 is the source of this 789-nucleotide messenger RNA. RefSeq lists its product as uncharacterized. NCBI's taxonomy places the organism in Eukaryota, Fungi, Basidiomycota, Malasseziomycetes, Malasseziales, Malasseziaceae. The transcript has a single exon. Bases 1 to 789 code for a protein of 262 amino acids. Gene Ontology annotation, biological process: maturation of 5.8S rRNA; maturation of LSU-rRNA. The record is from RefSeq and is a predicted model, not a curated record. Gene Ontology annotation, cellular component: preribosome, large subunit precursor; nucleolus.
AUGCCUCAAAAUGACUACAUUGAGGAGCACAUCAAGCGCCAUGGACGGCGUCUCGAUCAUGAGGAGCGUAUGAGAAAGAGAGAGGCAAGGAGUGCCCACCGUGCAGCCGCACAGGCUCGAAAUACGAUUGGUCUCAAGGCUAAGAUGCUGAACAAGAAACGUCGGGCGGAGAAGGUGCAGAUGAAGAAGACCAUCAAGCAGCACGAAGAACGCGAUGUGAAGAAGGCUGCUCCACCAAGUAACCCAGACACUGCACUUCCAGCAUACCUGCUUGACCGCGAAGGCCAGCGGGAUGCCAAGGCCUUGUCUAGUGCCGUCAAGGAGCGCCGCAAGGAUAAGGCUGCUCGAUAUUCCGUGCCGCUGCCACAAGUCCGCGGGAUUGCAGAAGAUGAAGCAUUCCGCGUUGUUAAAACGGGUAAGCGCAAGCAAAAUGGAUGGAAACGUAUGGUUACAAAGGCCACAUUUGUAGGUGACAACUUCACGCGCAAGCCGCCAAAACUGGAGCGCUUUAUUCGACCUACCGGCUUGCGAUUCAAAAAGGCUCACAUCACGCACCCUGAUCUGAAAGCCACAUUCCAAUUACCGAUUAUUGGCGUGAAAAAGAAUCCACAAUCUCCCAUGUACACUCAACUGGGUGUUCUAACCAAAGGCACUAUCAUUGAGGUGAAUGUGUCUGAUUUGGGAAUGGUGACGACUAGUGGCAAGGUCGUCUGGGGCAAAUAUGCCCAGAUCACGAAUAAUCCAGAGAAUGAUGGUUGUGUGAAUGGCGUUUUGCUCUUGUCUUCCUAG